AGAUAUAUUUCGCCACAGACCGAGAUGGCCGAAAUCCAUUUUUUGGGCGGAAAUUCAAAACACAGCUGAACCUUGCAUUUUUCUCUGUGUGAGAGUCCACUGUCUGCCCUGCCGACUACCGGGCAGAAACCCGGGCCCGCCUUAUCUGAGCUCAGUGGAGCGGAGUGGCUAUCCCGGCAUGCACGUCGCCAUCUUAUCUUCCGGGGAAGGAAGAAGCUUUCAGCUUUGUGCGGCCGCAGAUCGACGCCGCGCGCGCGCAGUUCAAUCCAUAUCACUCCGCUAGCGCUACGUACGCCUCGCUUCACUUCACCAGCAGAUCCAGCCGACAACCCACGCAAACAAACAAUGGCCGCUCCCUUCCCCGCCGUCGCCGCCGUCAGCAGCAGCGCGCCCUCGUCCGGGCUCCUGCCGCCGCGGCGCGCGGCACCGUGCAGCGCCGUCCCGCUGCCGUCGAUGAGGAGCGCGGCGCCGGGGGUCAGGAUGGCGACGGUGGCCCGCGCGGUGGGCGACGUGGCCGCGGAGGGCAACACGUUCCUCAUCGCCGGCGCCGUGGCCGUCGCGCUCGUCGGCACCGCCUUCCCCAUCUUCUUCUCCCGCAAGGACACGUGCCCCGAGUGCGACGGCGCCGGUUUCGUGCGCAAGUCCGGCUCGACGCUGCGGGCGAACGCGGCCAGGAAGGACCAGGCGCAGAUCGUCUGCGCCAACUGCAACGGCCUCGGCAAGCUCGGCCAGAUCGACAAGUAGAGCCUCCCCUAAUCGACGUCUCUUCUCCAUUUCACGCCUCCUGCUGCGUAUAUAUGUACAUCGAUCGGCCGUCCCGUCGAUCGAUCGUUUCUUCGUCUUCCUCCUCUCCUCCUCCCCUGUUCUUGCAGUUUCGUGGGACGCGGGAAUCCUACAGGAACUGAUCCAUAUAGAGAAGAUCGAGGUCCUGUAGAAUUCCCGGGUCCCGAACUGCACAUCCUUCACUGUGAUUUUUCUUCUUUCUUAGUUUCUUUUACCGCGCUGCGCCGGAUGUGUGAGGUCUCGUGUUAAUAACUGUGUGCCUGUGUAUAGAUGUAUGCUUUGCGUGGACAGUGGAGGUAUAUGUACGUGCGUGUAUGACAAAAUGUACUGACGUCGAACGGGAUUGCAAAAUCUCAGUCAAUGUUAUAUUCGUGAGAUUUUACAUGUAAA
Molecule: messenger RNA, 1173 nt
Organism: Aegilops tauschii subsp. strangulata
Lineage: Eukaryota; Viridiplantae; Streptophyta; Magnoliopsida; Poales; Poaceae
Cellular component (GO): chloroplast thylakoid membrane
Source: RefSeq, a predicted model, not a curated record